CGGCGGCGGCGGCAGCGCGGAGCGGAGCCGAAGUGCCACGAUGACGGCGAACGGAACGGCGGAGCCGGUGCAGAUCCAGUUCGGACUGAUCAACUGCGGCAACAAGUACCUGACGGCGGAGGCGUUCGGCUUCAAGGUGAACGCGUCGGCCGCCAGCAUGAAGAAGAAGCAGAUCUGGACGCUGGAGCAGGACGGGGAGGAUUCCAGCGCGGUGCUGCUCAAGAGCCACCUGGGCCGCUACCUGGCAGCCGACAAAGACGGCCGCGUGAGCUGCGACAGCGAGGAGCCGGGCCCCGACUGCCGCUUCCUGGUGGUGGCCCACGGCGACGGGCGGUGGUCGCUGCAGUCCGAACCGCACCGCCGCUUCUUCGGCGGCACCGAGGACCGCCUGUCGUGCUUCGCCCCGUCCGUGUCCCCCGCCGAGAAGUGGAGCGUGCACCUGGCCAUGCACCCGCAGGCCAACCUCUACAGCCUGGCCCGCAAGCGCUACGCGCACCUGGGGCCGCGCCGCGACGAGCUGGCCGUGGACCGCGACGUGCCGUGGGGAGUGGACGCGCUCAUCACGCUGCUCUUCGUGGAGCAGCGCUACAGCCUGCAGAGCUGCGACCACCGCCUGCUGCGGGCCGACGGCCGCCUGGUGCCCUCCGCCGAGCCCGGCACCGCCUUCACGCUGGAGUUCCGCUGCGGGAAAGUGGCGUUCCGCGACGGGGAGGGCCGCUACCUGGCGCCGUCGGGGCCCAGCGGGACGCUGAAGGCGGGGAAGAGCAGUAAGGUGGGGAAGGAUGAGCUGUUCGCGCUGGAGCAGAGCUGCCCGCAGGUCGUGCUGCGCGCUGGGAACGACCGGAACGUGUCCACCCGGCAAGGGAUGGACCUGUCGGCCAACCAGGACGAGGAGGGCGACCAGGAGACCUACCAGCUGGAGAUCAACAAGGACACCAAGAAAUGCGCCUUCCGCACCUACACGGGCAAGUACUGGACCCUCACCUCCAACGGGGGCAUCCAGUCCACCGCCUCCACGAAGAACGCCAGCUGCUACUUCGACAUCGAGUGGUGCGACAAGCGCAUCACCCUGCGGGCUGCCAACGGCAAAUACGUGACAGCGAAGAAGAACGGGCAGCUGGCAGCCUCCAUGGAGACGGCAGGUGAGACGGAGCACUUUGUGAUGAAGCUGAUCAACAGACCCAUCAUCGUGCUGCGCGGCGAGCACGGCUUCAUCGGCUGCCGGAAGGUGACCGGCACCCUGGACUCCAACCGCUCCUCCUAUGACGUCUUCCAGUUGGAGUUCAACGACGGAGCCUACAACAUCAAGGAUACCACUGGGAAGUACUGGAUGGUGGGCAGCGAGUCGUCCGUCACCAGCAGCAGCGAUACGCCCGUGGACUUCUUUUUUGAGUUCUGCGACUAUAACAAAGUGGCCAUCAAAAUCAAUGGCAAAUACCUGAAGGGUGACCACGCCGGGGUCCUCAAGGCAUCCGCCGACACCAUCGACGCCUCCACCCUCUGGGAAUAUUGAUGCACUUUAGCGAGCCUCCCAUUGCCAACCUCUCUUUCCCCUGUCCGUGUUUGGUUUUUUUUUUUCUUUUGUUUUUUGUUUUUUUUUGGUUUAAUUUCUCCUCUCUGUACAAGGAUUUCCAGCCUGGCUUGCCCUCCCCUUAGAGCCCAGUGCGUGGUGUUGGAGGUGGUCUCCCUUCAUCUCAUUAGAAACUGGAUCAGUCGCCCAGCGGUGCGGUGCAACCUAUCAUUCCAAAGGGGUUUUUUUCCCCUCCAUCUCUGCUCGGGGGCUGCCGUGCCCACCCUGGCCCCGAGCAUCACCUCAGCCCCUUCUAUUUUCCCUUUCCCCCCCAAAAGAAACAAAAAAAGAAGGAAUAGGGUCGCCUCUGAGCUCCCCUCUGCCAUACCCUCACUCUGUGCCCCGAGGUCCCCGUGGGGCUGUGCCCCUGUUCCUGUCCCCAGCAGCAGGUCUGUGCCCCACAUUGGUGACAGGAGGACAGGGUGGGGGCACGCAGCCCCCCUUCCUCCCCCAUUGCUGGGCGUGGGCACCAGCUGGCAGCAAACCUGCAGCCGUGGGUUUGCAGAGCGGACAAAUUCCUUCGCAAACUUUGCACAGUGAGAUUUGCUCAGUACUUUUUUUGUUGUUGGUUUUUUUUUUGGGAUUUUGUUAGUUUGGUUUAUUUUUUCUUUCCUCAUUGAAUACUGGAACGGUGAUGCCAAUCACUGAGCGCCCAGUGCUGGGCUGGGGGGGCUCCUGUGGGCUCCUCCUGAGCUGCGGCCGCGUGCCACCUCCUGACUGGAAACAGAAAACAAAUAAUGACCAAAACAGUAUUUUUGUGAGCCUCUAUUUAUGUAUGCUGUGGGCAGCACUGUGUUCUGCACUCGGUGCAACGAUGCUGGUGAUGCCCGGCCGAUCCUCGUGGCGUUGGGGUGCUUCAUCCUUCGGCCUCCCUGCGGACACCGCAGCGCCUUUCACCCCCCAGCCCCAACCUGAGGCUGCAGGCGCUGCCACCGCCGUGCCAUAAGCCGGGGCUCUGCAGCCUUAAAGCUCUGCCAUCCCUCCAGCAGGGCUCGGUGCUACGCUCCCACCGCCCCGUCCCCAGCACCCGCUGCCUCCCAAGGAAGAAGUGUCCUGAUGGAGCCCCAGUGGCCCCGUGCCCUGGCGCACACUGCUGCCUUCGCACCCGCCGUGUCUCCUUCGUGUCCCCCCGCCCCGCUCCGGCUCUGUGUGACUUUAGCUCCUCACCUCCUGUCUCCUCUCCUCGGGUGUUGUGACCCUCCGUAAGCAUCUCACUCUGAAAUUUAAGUCUGGGGGGGUUUUGUUCGUUUCGGGGUGUUGGUUUUAGUACCUUUUUUUUUUUUUUUUUUUCCUAAUUAUUAUUAUUAUUUUUUUUUUGUAAGUGCCAUUUGUAUAACUUAAACAACGACAGAAAUAGCUUCAAACUGGAGAAAGAUGAAUAAUAAAAAAAAAAACCAAGACCUGCAUUCGGA
This is a messenger RNA of Tympanuchus pallidicinctus (lesser prairie-chicken), 2982 nucleotides long. RefSeq names its product fascin actin-bundling protein 1 (gene FSCN1). Gene Ontology annotation, biological process: establishment or maintenance of cell polarity; actin filament bundle assembly; cell migration. Gene Ontology annotation, molecular function: actin filament binding; protein-macromolecule adaptor activity. The coding region runs from base 41 to 1513 and encodes 490 amino acids. NCBI's taxonomy places the organism in Eukaryota, Metazoa, Chordata, Aves, Galliformes, Phasianidae. Gene Ontology annotation, cellular component: cell projection membrane; lamellipodium; ruffle. The transcript is spliced from 5 exons. The record is from RefSeq and is a predicted model, not a curated record.